AUGCCAUCUGAGGACGAUGGCGUUGUGGCUAAGGCCUACGGAGAAUACAAGCUCGCUACGAGAUACGUUCUGCACUGGCUCCAGUGCCAGCAUCAGCUCUUGCUUCCCAAGAGCACCGCUUCACUGACUUCCACAAAGGCUUUCCUGGAUGCGGCCAGGGUAUUGCAGAAGAAAGAAAUUGGUGUCCCUACCUCGAUUAUCUCCUCAUUGCGCGAGGCCAUCACCAAGCGCCGAAAAGUCGCCAUCGUCUACCGAGCACUUGGCGCAGGCCACUAUGAACAUGAUAUCUUUGUCAAAAGACUUGAAGAACUUCUUUCACUUCUGAUGCCCCUAGAAGCUGCUUCCGCGACUUCUUAUUUUGAGCCUUUCCCGCAGCACACCUUUGUGGCAAAGAAUCCAUUCUCCCUGCUUGAGCUUUUGGCCGAUGAAUCAGACAAUGAAUCCCAUCUUUCAACGGACCAUGCGCCGCCAGAGACAAACCACGCCUUGCCCCAGCAAAGAGCACCUCAGAUCGCUCCCAACGACGACAAGACGCCAGAAAUUUCGCUCCAAGACGACCAGCUGGAAGUGCUUGCCAAGAUCAUUUUAUUCAUAUAUGAAUAUGAUGCUUUGCAAGCUCAAUUACGACAAUAUGCGACCGAUGCCGCCAGAGGUACCCUACCUCUGCCUGUGUUCGCGACAUUGACCAGCUUUGCCUUGAAAUACCUCAUGAGAUGCGUCGCGCCGAUCAUCGCCCGGGACAGCCACCAGUUCUCUGACUUCUGGGGACAUGCUUACCAACUCCACGCCCUCUUCCCGAGCUUCGCCGCCAGCCUCGCUGGCCGAGAUGGAAAUGUUUCGGGACCGGUCCGAUUCGCCACCCUUGGUCAAAUGAUUCACAAUUUCGACGUCUAUCAAGAGACCAAAGCCGUGGAACAUGACCAUGGUAUCUACCGUACCACUGAUACGGUGCAGCUUCUCCCGUAUCGGACCCCUGACGCCAGGAUCUCGGUUGGUGCGUGUGGAGAUGGCAAGAGGAAAGAACUUGAAGAAGACUCUGUCGUUGUAAUCAUGUCGACCAUUGACAACAUCAUUGCCGAAAGAUCUGCGAUGCCCAAGCCAAGAGACACCGAGCCCGGCGCCUUGUACCGCCUCGACACGAGCACUCCGCUUCAUCUGGCGGUCGAGGAUUUCCUUCUCGGCCUGCAUGCUCAAGAUGCACCUCUCCAAUCCGGCGUGGUUUUUGGGGUCGACAUUCUUCUGUCCACGCACGAAGGAUUCCUCUGGGCCGACGACAAGCUCAAUAUUCAAAGCUGUCACCAAAUGGCCACCCAGCUAUCAAAGGAAAUGCAGAACAGCAUCGUUCCCGUCAUCAGCGCCGUCAAGCUUGUAUGCGAGAAGGACCACACCGGUGGCUUUGGGCUGAUUCUGCAAGCUCUGCAACAUUUGCAUCAAGACCUGGGCGCUUACCAACGCCAAAUCCACUCGGAUAUGUAUCACGAGGCGCCUUGGACCGCUGGACACCACAUGGCCGAGAUGCUGGCACGCGCUCAUAUGGCCGGCAAUAUCGUCACCUGCGGAUGGAGCAUCGUCCCCUCGGUAUUGCACAUGUACAAUGCCCUUCGCAGAUCCGAUUUCAACAUCCCCGAGAUCCCAAUUAUGGAGCAGAUGUGCGAAGUUUUCCGAGAAUCCAUGUUUCUCGGCACCAUUCCGGACCGCAAUUUCCAUUCUCACUACUGCCAGGCUACCUUUGAGACUAAGAUCUCUAACGGGAGUCUGCAGAUCCGGAAAGGAGGCAAAGAUAGCUUUCGAACCAAGUUUUUCCAUUCGGCGACCUUGGAUUUUCACAUUCACAAGCAUUCCAUGUCCCCGCGCGUGCUUUGCAAGAUCUUCGACCUGCCAUUCAGCACCAAUCCAAACUACGCGCUAAAGGAGAAGAUGCGGUCUGCAAAGGAAGAAAACAUCCGGAGCAUCAUUGCGAAGGCUAAAAACGCGCUUUUCUCGGAGUUCGACGGCCCUAUCCCUGUUGCACGGAUCAACCAAUUUGCCAUCUUCACGCUCUGCGCCGGGGUUCUCAAUAAUCUGAGUGGAUUCAAUGGCCCAAACACAAACCGCCGAGUCAAGAAUGCGCUUGACCCAUUGCACAGAGGGGUGCAAUUGGUCGAAUUGGUGCUCGAAACCAUUGUUAAGGCCCCCGGAAAGCUCAAACGAGGCCAUAGCCUGCGUGGUAUCGAGCUUCUGCAAGCCGCCGCCGAGGCAUUCAAUUCAGUCGACAAGAGUACAAGCCUGAAGCAGCAGUAUCUUUGGAAUAUCUGA
Messenger RNA from Colletotrichum gloeosporioides, 2295 nucleotides. RefSeq lists its product as uncharacterized. The transcript is spliced from 3 exons. Bases 1 to 2295 code for a protein of 764 amino acids. Lineage: Eukaryota; Fungi; Ascomycota; Sordariomycetes; Glomerellales; Glomerellaceae. The record is from RefSeq and is a predicted model, not a curated record.